AUGUACGGGUUUGAGGGCGAAGUGAAGUCAAAGUACAACGCUGAUAUGGCAGACAGCUUUACUGAAGUUUUCAAUUGGCUUCCACUUUACAGCGGGCUCAUGUGUGAAUUGCUUUGGUCCGACCCCAUGGAUGGCAAAGGCAGGGCUCCGUCCAAGCGAGGUGUCGGAUGCCAGUUCGGUCCGGAUAUCACGGAGGACUUCUGCAAACGCAACGGCCUCGACAUGAUUAUCCGAAGCCAUGAAGUGAAGAACGAGGGCUAUGAGGUAGCCCACGGCGGUCGCUGCAUAACCGUCUUCUCUGCGCCGAACUACUGCGACACCAUGCACAACCGUGGCGCUUUCAUAGUGUUCCGGGGAUCCAAGAAACCGGGUGAAAUGAAACCCGAGUUCACAAGCUUCAAGGAGGUACCUCAUCCGCAGGUUAGGCCCAUGGCCUAUGCAAACUCUCUGCUCUCCUUGCUGGUGUAG
Messenger RNA from Dibothriocephalus latus, 468 nucleotides. Lineage: Eukaryota; Metazoa; Platyhelminthes; Cestoda; Diphyllobothriidea; Diphyllobothriidae. The record is from the annotation of a GenBank genome assembly.